Blepharisma stoltei is the source of this 2499-nucleotide messenger RNA. The record is from the annotation of a GenBank genome assembly. Lineage: Eukaryota; Ciliophora; Heterotrichea; Heterotrichida; Blepharismidae.
AUGGAAAAAUAUCCUUCAUCUCCUUAUAAAAGUUUUUGCAACUUCUCAGAAAUUCCUGAGAGCAAGCUGCAAUUAUAUAAGACUGAAAUUGGCAAAACUUUGGAUUCUUUAGAAAACGAAUAUCAGAAUUUUCAUAGAAGAGCUUUAUCAGGGUCUUGUAAAGAAAAUCCAAGACUUAGAUGAGAGUUAAACAAACUUUUGGCAGAAAAUAAAGAAAAAGCUGAAAGAAUUAAAAAAUUGAAAAAUAAAAUUAAAAGUCUCAAAAAAUCAAACAGCAUUUUCGUUAUCGAUCAUGAAAACGAGCAAGAAAAAAAACAAAUCGAAGAUUUAAAUAAAAAAAUCAUAAAUAUAGACAAAGCCAGCCAAGAUGAAGAAGAAAAAAGCUUAAUGUACGAAAGAAUGAUAAACAAAACCCAAAAAAAAUUAAAAAUAUUCCAAGAAAAAGCGCACAAUUCUAUAUGUGAAUAUAAAGACGCUAACUUAAAACUUGAAGAAUGCAGUAGACUAAAGCACUUUUCUCUAUUUGAGCUUAAAAAGGUUAACGAUGAAAUAAAAGAAUUAAGCGAAAAACAUCAUGAAAAAACCAGAAAAUUCAAUAACGCUUAUGAAAUUAAAUUGAAUUUAAGAGAUUCAGUCAGAAAUCAUAUACAGCAGGCAGUUAUGGCAAUUACUCAUGCAGAAAUCCAAAAACUUGAGACUUCUAAACACUAUGAUCAUUAUUUAUUUCAACUACUAGGAGAAGAGCAAGACCACAAAUCCAGAGCUAAUAAAUCUUCGAAAAUAAAAGAAGAUAUGCAAAACUUCUCCACACAGUUUUCCGUUAUUUUGAAGUAAUUUCUAAUAAGGAUUUUAAAAGAAAGAUGAAAUUCGUCGCUGAAUAUUAAUGAAGGAGUUACUGAUAUUAUAAUUAAAAAUAUAUCAGAAUUUAUGACACAUAUAGAUUAUAGGGAAUUUUUUUUUUUUUUGUUUGAAAAAUCAUGGAAAGGCUUUAGAAAGGAUAUUAAAUGGUGAAAGCAAAAGAGAGAAAGGUUUAUAUAAGCUCAGAAGACAACAUGCUAAAAGAGCAGUAUUUCUCGUUAAUUAAGACUGUAAAUUAUAAUUAGCAACAACAAAAAGAAAAAGAAUGCGAAGAAAUGCAGCACGAACUCAAAUUGCUAAAAAUUCCAAAAAACAAAAGAGAAUUUGUUGAAGAGCCUAAUAUAAAAGUCUCAAUGGACGCAGAAAAAGUAGAAAAUUAUGAUAAUUUGUGCAUUUUAAUGUAUUAUAAAACAAUUGAUAUCUUCAUAGGAUUAAUCAAUGUUUUAAAAAGAAUUCAAGGAAUGUCAAAAGACAUUUAUGUUGACGAAAAUAUAAAUCGGCUACAAAUAGCAUUACAAAAGCUAAAUAAAGGGUUUUUUAAAGGUGAACAAAACGGCGCAGGCAAACAGUUAUUGAGUAUAAGAACCCCAAAAACUCCUGUCUUAACAAUUUCCCACGAAAGUUUAUUUUUGCAAUCUGAUGACAUUUUCCAAUACACUGCUUUAUCCAAAAAACAAAUAAAAAAUUACUUUAGUGAUUUUGCGAGCCAAACAAAAUUUCUCAGCCUUUUUGAGCAAUGCAAAAUCGUUAAACUUGUAUGUGACAAUAAAAUGCUUGAAUCAUUUUUAUCACGGUUUAAAGUAGCUGAUUUUUCAAGUUUAAUUGCAGAAUCUCAUUAUAUUCUGCAAAAAUAUUUUUUAAAAUGUGUGGAAUUGGGGAGAAACUUAAUAGAAAUUAUAAGUAAUAGACAAGAAAAAACUGAGGAUCAGGAUGAGCUAUUAAAAGCUCAAAUGACAUUAUCGCCUGAAAUAUCAGAUUCUACUAAAGAUAUAGCGCAUAGUCUCUUUUAGAUUUCUUAAAGAAAUGAUCCUCAAAAAUUAUUUUCAAAAUGGAUUUUUUUUUAUUUUAAUUUGGUCCUUAGUAUAGCGGUAUUUUCAAAUUUUCCUAUAGGAAUCUAAAAGAGAGCUCUUACUAUACAGUGUCAAGAGAUAUUAGUAAAGUUGGGAAUACAAUAAUGAGGAUGAGAAGAAUGUCUCAAAGCUAUAGAGUAAUUCCAAAAAUGGAUAAAGAUGAAAGGACAACUGAUAUAUCGACACCUGGGUCUAAAAGAAGUAAACAUACAUCAUCAAUGUCUAUGAGCAUAAAACCAAAAACACCACAAACAGCAUUUUCUCCUAUGACCCCACGAUCUCUUCAAAAAAAGAUAAUUUCGAUAAAGCAGACAGAAAAAAGUAUACAAAAUAAUAAAAAACUCUCAGGGGAAAUUUCACCGAAAACUCCUGUGUCUUCAAAGAGCUUUACUUCAAAAACUAAAAAUUUUAAUUAUACAUUUAAAUAAACAAAUAUAAACGUGCUUAAGCAGCGAGCAAAAAAUUAUUUGGCUGACCAAAUUUGAAAACUUUGCUAUUUUUUGCUUUUUUUUUAAAAAAACGGUAUGCUUUUAUCCUCCAAAAUGAUUUUAGUCUGUUAAAUACUCAAUAA